GUGGUCCAUGGUUAUAAGAGAAACCACCAAUUAUUUGGUUUGUGUCAUCUACGAGAGAACUCAAAUGGCUUCUUUCCACUUCUUCUUGCUUGUUCUGGUGGCCACUGCUAGAGUUUUAGGAGCAGAUGCUGAACUAUCUACAAACUUUUACUCUUGCAGCUGCCCAAAACUGUUGCCUAUAGUGAACAAUGGAGUUGCUAAAGCCAUUCAGAAAGAAGCUCGCAUAGGAGCUUCCUUACUUCGAUUGCACUUCCAUGACUGCUUUGUAAACGGAUGUGAUGCAUCAAUACUAUUGGAUGACACAAGCAACUUCAUAGGAGAGCAAACGGCAGCAGCUAACAACAGAUCAGCUAGAGGCUUCAACGUGAUUGAUGGUAUUAAAGCCAAUUUGGAGAAACAAUGCCCUGGUGUAGUGUCCUGUGCUGAUGUUCUUGCUCUGGCUGCUAGAGACUCUGUUGUUCAGUUAGGGGGUCCUUCAUGGGAAGUGGGGUUGGGAAGAAGGGAUUCAACCACCGCAAGUAGGGGCACUGCUAAUAACACCAUCCCAGGACCCUUCCUCAGUCUAUCUGGUCUCAUCACAAAUUUUGCUAACCAAGGCCUCUCUGUUACAGACUUGGUUGCUCUCUCAGGGGCACAUACCAUUGGCCUGGCUCAAUGCAAAAAUUUCAGAGCACACAUCUACAAUGACUCCAACAUUGAUGCCUCCUACGCCAAGUUCCUGAAGAGUAAAUGCCCCAGAAGUGGCAAUGACAAUUUAAACGAACCCCUUGACCGCCAAACUCCAAUCCAUUUCGAUAAUCUAUACUUCAAGAAUUUGAUGGAUAAAAAAGUUCUUCUUCACUCUGACCAGCAGCUCUUCAAUGGCGGUUCCACCGACAAUCUGGUGAAAAAAUAUGCUACUGAUAGAGCUGCAUUCUUUAAGGACUUUGCCAAGGGCAUGGUCAAACUGAGCAACAUUAAGCCUCUCACAGGAAGCAAGGGGCAGAUCAGAAUCAAUUGCGGGAAAGUGAAUUAAAUGUUACCAAGUGAUGUAUGUGUUUGAUAUAUGUUCAAUUUCCUUCUUCAAAAAUCAUGUAUAUAUAACCCUUAUCAAGCGACCUGAUUUAUCAUCAAUAAACAAGCUUAUUUAUAUGCA
Lotus japonicus is the source of this 1135-nucleotide messenger RNA. Its product is annotated as peroxidase P7-like. Gene Ontology annotation, molecular function: peroxidase activity; heme binding. Gene Ontology annotation, biological process: hydrogen peroxide catabolic process; response to oxidative stress. The coding region runs from base 8 to 1015 and encodes 335 amino acids. The record is from RefSeq and is a predicted model, not a curated record. The transcript has 4 exons. NCBI's taxonomy places the organism in Eukaryota, Viridiplantae, Streptophyta, Magnoliopsida, Fabales, Fabaceae.